Messenger RNA from Aspergillus novofumigatus IBT 16806, 1308 nucleotides. RefSeq lists its product as uncharacterized. The record is from RefSeq and is a predicted model, not a curated record. The transcript is spliced from 5 exons. The coding region runs from base 1 to 1308 and encodes 435 amino acids. NCBI's taxonomy places the organism in Eukaryota, Fungi, Ascomycota, Eurotiomycetes, Eurotiales, Aspergillaceae.
AUGACAUUAGCGAGAGAGUCUUAUGCAUUUGCCAAAACUAGCAACAGUGAAUUGAAUGCCCUACCUCAAUGGACCAGAACCAUGAAUUCCGUUCCGUAUCCUCAUUCUUACCAACUCUACAACCAUCUCGUCCGAAUUGACCAUGAAGAUGGAAAAUGCGCACAAUACAUUGAAUCCAUCAAAUAUGUUUCCGAUACUAUUUCAAGUUCGAACUGUCCUGAAGAGAUUGUCUACAAGCUCAUCUCUGAACCCUGGAUGGAGGCUGGGGAAAUCGGCAGGUGUCUGGACAGUUCUGGAAUUCGACUCAAGACAAUAACAAUCACAUUGUGGCUUCGAAUGAUGGUUACCAGAGAUGGUCUCCGCGACCAUAUUCUGAGCCCUACAACGUUACGAUCGAAACUGGAAUUCCCAUGUUUAAAUCCUGAACCUAUAUCAACGGGGUCUUGGGCGAGAUCGACUGGGAGGACAUACUGGCGGACUACACUGCAGAAAUGGCGAAAUGGCGAAUUGCCAGGAGGAACUGGCAGUACAACGUUGCUCGCACCAACUGCCAAGCAGGUAAUAAAGGUACCAUGGGUGCCGGAGACCACGUCCACUGGACCACUGCACUCCUUCAACGGCGGGUGGUUCUGCGGUAUGUGCAAAAAGGCAUACCAGCGGACGGGUCGCUUCCCAGAAGCACUGCCGGUCUCCGAUGAGGAGAUCCAACGUCGUCACUGCCAAUGCGGUGACUGUGAUAAGGUUGGGUAUGCGGUUAGCUAUACCCAACCAAAUGGGGCCAAAAUGUGUAAUGCAUGCCACCAGCAUGCAAAAGCCUGGGGGUUGGGGGGUCGAAGCCACAUAUCCACCAGUUGUUUGACCGCUGUGCCUGUGAUGGGGCAACCAUCACAGGCAAAGACCGGCUCAAACGCAGCUGGAAAGAUGGCCGGAGGGUCUGCUCCAGAUGCUACAACCAGCUGGCGAAGGGCAAUCGCCAACAUGACCACCCAACUGAGGAACCGGCCAGGACGCAGCGGAUACCAGAGGACAGGGUCUGCGCUUGUCCUGGUUGCCCCAGAAAGGGGCAAGGCCCACGUUGGGUCUCACAGAAAGACGGCACAUACAUGUGCAAUACGUGCGAUUUCUGGGCCAAAAACCACGAGGGAGAAAGCCAUUGGCACUCUGAUGGCACAAAACCAGCAGAUAGGGUAUGCCAGUGCCCUGGUUGUCCGAAGAAAGGGCGCCGGUGUCUCCUGGGUAAAAUGGCCCGAUGGGAACCAUGCUUGCCGCACAUGCUGGGAGUAUCGAGCGAAGAACCCGGACAAUUAA